This is a messenger RNA of Radiomyces spectabilis, 2763 nucleotides long. RefSeq names its product kinesin heavy chain. The coding region runs from base 1 to 2763 and encodes 920 amino acids. The transcript is spliced from 12 exons. NCBI's taxonomy places the organism in Eukaryota, Fungi, Mucoromycota, Mucoromycetes, Mucorales, Radiomycetaceae. Gene Ontology annotation, molecular function: calcium ion binding; microtubule binding; ATP binding. The record is from RefSeq and is a predicted model, not a curated record. Gene Ontology annotation, biological process: mitotic spindle organization; microtubule-based movement.
AUGUCGGGCAACAACAUCAAGGUCGUGUGUCGUUUCCGACCUCAAAAUGCACUGGAAAUCAAAGAGGGCGGUGUGCCUAUCAUCGACAUUGAUUCAUCAGGGUCCCAAAUCGACCUAAAGGGCAAAGACUUUCAAGGGUCGUUUGCUUUUGACAGAGUCUUUGGCAUGAAUACCCCUCAAAAAGAUGUUUUUGAUUAUUCUAUUAAAACUAUUGUCGAUGAUGUUACGGCCGGUUACAACGGAACUGUAUUCGCAUAUGGCCAGACAGGUUCCGGUAAAACGUUUACGAUGAUGGGUGCGGAUAUUGAUGAUGAGAAAACCAAGGGUAUCAUUCCACGUAUUGUGGAACAAAUCUUUGCCAGUAUCAUGGCAGCACCUAGCAAUUUGGAAUUCACCGUCAAAGUGUCUUACAUGGAAAUUUAUAUGGAAAAGGUUCGAGAUUUACUAAAUCCUGCUCAGGAUAACUUGCCUAUCCAUGAAGACAAAACCAAGGGUGUCUAUGUCAAAGGCCUGUUAGAAGUCUAUGUCGGUUCCUCGGACGAAGUAUAUGAAGUGAUGCGCCGUGGUAGUAAUAAUCGUGUGGUAGCUUCCACAAACAUGAACGCCGAGAGUUCUCGAAGUCACUCCAUCGUCGUCGUCACCAUUACCCAGAAAAACAUUGACACCGGCGCCGCCAAAAGCGGUAAACUGUACCUCGUCGAUUUAGCAGGUUCUGAAAAGGUGGGCAAGACCGGCGCAUCCGGACAAACCCUGGAAGAGGCCAAAAAAAUUAACAAAUCCCUGACCGCUCUUGGUAUGGUCAUCAACUCGCUUACAGAUGGAAAGUCGAGUCACGUGCCUUAUCGUGAUUCGAAAUUGACUCGUAUUCUGCAAGAAUCGCUGGGUGGUAACUCGCGUACGACACUGAUUAUUAACUGUUCUCCCUCAUCGUAUAAUGAGGCCGAAACACUUUCGACACUUCGUUUCGGUAUGCGAGCAAAGAGUAUCAAGAACAAGGCCAAGGUGAAUGCGGAUUUGUCUCCCGCGGAAUUGAAGGCCCUUUUGAAAAAGGUCAAAUCCGAAACGGUCACUUUCCAGACCUAUAUUGCUGCCUUGGAAGGCGAAGUCAAUGUGUGGCGAACGGGUGGGUCGGUCCCCGAAGACAAAUGGGUUACCAUGGACAAAAUUACCAAAGGCGAUUUCAAUGCCUUGCCUCCCGCCGCAGGAUUCAAGAGUCCUAUUGACGAUUCAUCGCGUCCCGCCACGCCCGCCAUUGUUUUGGAAAAGGACGAACGCGACGAGUUGCUGAAACGCGAAAACGAACUCAUGGAUCAAAUUGCUGAAAAGGAAACGGAAUUAGCCAACCGUGAGAAACUGCUGGAAUCACUCAAGGAAGAAAUGUCGUACUAUAAAGAUCAAGAACAAAUUGCGACGAAGGAGAAUCAGCAAAUGACCACGGAAUUGAGUGAAUUGCGUCUUCAGUUGCAAAAGAUUUCGUACGAGAGCAAAGAGAAUGCCAUUACUGUCGAUUCUCUCAAGGAGGCGAAUCAAGACCUGAUGGCUGAAUUGGAAGAGCUAAAGAAGAAUUUGUUGGAAAUGAGAAUGUCCCACAAGAGCCACCACGACGAUGAAAAAGAGAAGAAGAAGGCCGAAAAAAUGGCUCAAAUGAUGUCCAGCUUUGACCCAUCCGGCGAAAUCAAUGAAAAGGAGCGGCAGAUCCGUGAUGCUCUCAAUAAAUUGGAUGCCGAGAAUAAUGGCAAUCUCAGUAUUGAAGAACUGGUGUCGUUGCGACGCGAUUUGGCUGAAUCCAAAGUGUUGUUGGAUCAACAUGCCAAAACCAUCAAUGAUCUUACCUAUGAAAAGGAGGUCCUUGAUAAGAAGAAGGCCGAUCUGGAAGGUCGCUUGGGUACGCUCGAACAAGAAUACGAAGAGCUUCUGGACAAAACCAUUGCUGAAGAAGAAGCCGCGGUACAAAAGAACGUCGAUAUUGCCGAAACCAUUUCCAGCCUCAAGGCGAAAUUGGAGGCCCAGUAUGCAGCCAAGAAGGAAAUGCAGCAAAAGGAAAUUGAUGACCUUAAACAAGAGUUGGACCGCAAGAAUGAAAACCAUCAAAAACUCAGCAACGCCAUGGCCGAUCUUAAAGCGGCCAAUGAUCAGCUUCAGGAUAGCGAACUGUCUGACAGAGAGAAAUACUUUGAACGCAUGCGCAAGACCAUGGCCAGUCAGUUGGCCGAGUUUGAAGUGACCAAGAAGGCGCUCAUGCGUGAUCUUCAGCAUCGUUGCGAGAAAGUGGUUGAACUGGAAAUGUCUCUGGACGAGACCCGGGAACAAUACCACAGCGUGCUUCGCGCAAGUAACAACAAGGCCCAACAAAAGAAGAUGGCCUUUUUGGAACGCAACCUCGAGCAGCUCACCAAUGUGCAAAAACAGCUUGUGGAACAGAAUGCUUCAUUGAAGAAAGAAGUGGCCACUGCCGAGCGUAAAUUGAUCAGCCGCAAUGAGCGUAUCCAAAGCUUGGAAGCAUUGCUGGAAGAUGCUCAAGAGAAGCUGAUUAUCCAAAAUCAGAAGUUCGACGUGCAGUUGCAGGCCGUGAAUGAACGUUUGGCUCAAGCCCGAUCGCAGCAAAAGAUACAAAGCUCCAUGUCCAGUUUGAACUUUGGCCGCAUUGCCAAGCCUCUUCGUGGUGGAGGCACCGUAGUGGAUAAUGGCGAGAAUACCCCUACAUCACCUGAUAAGCGUGAUAAACGUACUUCUUGGAUCCCUGGAUUCAUGAACUCACGAUAG